AGGGAAGUCCCCACUGCUUUCCAUUCCUUUCUCCCUUCCAUUUCAACCGCUUCUCAACACACAGUCCAGAAAUCCAGAAUCCCAAACCUCAAAAACCAACCAAAAUUCAUAAGAAAUACUGAGGGAGAAUCAUCUCCCUCACCCCCUCAUUCAACCUCUGAAGCUGAGGAAGAAGAACCAGUAGCCAAGAUGGAUGGAGCCCUGACAUCUAGAUAUUGGUGUUACCACUGUUCAAGGGUGGUGAACCCAAUCAUGGAGGUUGAGCCAAUAAAAUGCCCCAUCUGUCAAAGUGGCUUUGUGGAGGAAAUGGAAUCUGCAGCCGCCCCGGAAACAACAACUAACGAGAACGCCUUCGAUUUUGCGGGGCCUGAUUCUGAACGAGCGCUCUCUCUUUGGGCGCCAAUCUUACUCGGCAUGAUGAGCAACCCACGUCGCAGCAGGCGUAGUAGCAGCAGCAGGUUCAGGCGCAUGGAGUUUGAAGAAGAGGACGAUGAGGACAAUAACAAUGAGCGUAACCACCACGAGGAGGGUGAUCAGACUGAGCUAGACCGGGAACUGGAAUCUAUCAUUCGGAGGAGGAGGAGGAGCUCCGCCACGAUUCUCCAACUCCUCCAAGGCAUUCGUGCUGGAAUGUUAUCCGAGACGGAAAAUUCUGAAGGUGGUGGUGAUGAUAGGGAGAGGGACAGGGACAGGGACAGAGAGAACAGGGAUAGGGAGAACAGGGAUAGAGAGAACAGGGAUAGAGAGAACAGGGAGAGAGAGCGCGUGAUUUUGAUAAAUCCUUUUAAUCAAACCAUAAUAGUUCAGGGUUCUUAUGACUCGAAUACCAAUUCGGGGAACCAUAACAUGGGCUCAUUGGGCGAUUAUUUCAUAGGACCCGGUUUAGACAUGCUACUGCAGCACUUGGCUGAGAACGACCCGAACAGGUAUGGCACCCCGCCAGCUCAAAAAGAGGCAAUCGAGGCGAUGCCAACGGUAAAAGUUGAGGAUUCAAUGCAGUGUUCUGUCUGUUUGGAAGACUUUGAAAUCGGGUGUGAAGCAAAAGAGAUGCCUUGUAAGCACAAGUUCCACAGCGGGUGUAUCCUGCCGUGGCUCGAAAUUCACAGCUCCUGUCCCGUCUGUAGGCACCAGCUGCCUUUCGAUGACUCAAAGCUCGAGCCCAACGGGUCCCGGGAUAAUGCAGAGAUGAACAUGGAUGGCAAUAGAGGAGACCCUAAUGGAGAUGCAAGAAAUGAAAAUGGACGACAGUUUUCAGUUCCGCUUCCCUGGCCAUUCAGUAGUUUGUUUUCACCUUCACCCUCAACCUCGACCUCGGGGCCCCAAUCUAAUGGACCAUCAAGCCCGCCAACAAAUGCUGCCCCGGGGGCUCAUAGUCAUACACACGAGGACUAAACUUACGAAAGCUCGUAAGUCAUUGCCAUCUGGUGUUGUAUGUUGUGUGGACGUCGUUUGCCCUUGCUGCUGCUCAUGUACAUAGCGCUUUUACAUGCUACAUUAUUAUAAGUUUGCGAUAUAUGAAUGAAUGAUUGUACUUUUGCCAGCCUGUAACUAUAUGUAUGCCAUUGUUAGACACACCUGCAAACAGCACAUCUGCCGGAGGUUUUCCUUUUUGUAUAGUUUCCAAUAUGAGAAUGAGAUUCUCUAUUUGCA
This is a messenger RNA of Ipomoea nil (Japanese morning glory), 1650 nucleotides long. RefSeq names its product E3 ubiquitin-protein ligase RDUF2-like. NCBI's taxonomy places the organism in Eukaryota, Viridiplantae, Streptophyta, Magnoliopsida, Solanales, Convolvulaceae. Gene Ontology annotation, cellular component: cytoplasm. The transcript is spliced from 2 exons. Bases 190 to 1392 code for a protein of 400 amino acids. Gene Ontology annotation, biological process: protein ubiquitination. The record is from RefSeq and is a predicted model, not a curated record. Gene Ontology annotation, molecular function: ubiquitin protein ligase activity.